Molecule: messenger RNA, 2968 nt
Organism: Magnolia sinica
Lineage: Eukaryota; Viridiplantae; Streptophyta; Magnoliopsida; Magnoliales; Magnoliaceae
Product: cullin-4-like
Exons: 17
Coding region: 183-2633 (816 amino acids)
Biological process (GO): ubiquitin-dependent protein catabolic process; protein ubiquitination
Cellular component (GO): cullin-RING ubiquitin ligase complex
Molecular function (GO): ubiquitin protein ligase binding
Source: RefSeq, a predicted model, not a curated record
CACCACCGUUUAGAUGUUGGACGGAGGCUCCUUCCUCGCGAGUAAGCUGGGGCAGCUACAGCUCCUUCCAGUCCAUCUCAGAAAAUUAAUAAUAAAUAAAAAAGAAAAACAUACCCCUCUCAUCUUCCCAACCCUUCUCUCGGAUCUCUCUCAUACGAUGCGCUCUGCGCUCUGAUCGAUUGAUGUCUCACCCAAAGCGCCCGGCCUGUAAUAGCAGCAGCAGCAGCCCUUUCUCCGCCGUGAAAAAAGCCAAAUCCCAGCCCCUUGCAUUCUCCCUGGAAUCCAAGAACGUCCUCCACCACCUCAGCAGCGACGUCGGCAACUCCGACUCCAUGCUCCUCGACGACGAUCCCAAGGCCGAGGGCGCGGACAUGUCCUCCAUCGCCCUCGGCGUCGUUGGCUGCAGCAGGAAUCCCACCACUGGUAUCGCUGCCAACCUGUCGAGGAAGAAGGCCAUCCCUCCCCAGCCGGCGAAGAAGCUCGUCAUCAAGCUCACCAAAGAUAAACCAAAGCUGCCAACAAAUUUUGAGGAGGAUACAUGGGGAACAUUGAAGUCAGCUAUUAAUGCUAUAUUCCUGAAACAGCCGGAUCCUUGCGACUCUGAGAAGCUUUAUCAGGCUGUUAGUGAUCUUUGUUUGCACAAGAUGGGUGGAAAUCUUUACCAAAGAAUACAGAAGGAAUGCGAAGCACACAUUUCCGCAACACUACAAUCGUUAGUUGGCCAAAGCCCAGAUUUGGUAGUUUUCUUAUCAUUGGUUGAGAAAUGCUGGCAGGAUCUUUGUGACCAGAUGUUGAUGAUUCGUGGUAUAGCUUUAUAUCUUGACAGAACAUAUGUCAAGCAAACCGCAAAUGUUCGGUCUUUAUGGGACAUGGGGUUGCAAUUAUUCCGCAAACAUCUCUCUUUGUCUCCAGAAGUUGAACACAAGACAGUCACUGGUCUUUUAAGAUUGAUCGAGAGGGAGAGAUUAGGUGAAGCGAUUGAUAGGACUCUUGUUAACCAUCUCUUGAAGAUGUUUACUGCUCUAGGAAUCUACACAGAAAGCUUUGAGAAGCCGUUUCUGGAGUGUACAUCUGAGUUUUAUGCUGCUGAGGGUGUGAAGUAUAUGCAGCAAUCAGAUGUUCCUGAUUACUUGAAACAUGCUGAGAUAAGGUUGCAUGAAGAACAUGAAAGAUGCUUACUCUACCUGGAUUCAAGUACAAGGAAGCCACUGGUGGCAACUGCAGAGAGGCAACUUCUUGACCGUCAUAUAUCUGCCAUACUUGAUAAGGGAUUCACAUUGCUUAUGGAUGCGAAUCGCAUUGAGGACCUACAGAGAAUGUAUGUUCUGUUUUCAAGGGUUAACGCUCUUGAAUCACUACGGCAGGCCAUUAGCUCAUACAUUCGUGGCACUGGGCAAGGCAUUAUCAUGGAUGAAGAGAAAGACAAAGAUUUGGUUUCCUGUCUCCUAGAGUUUAAGGCUUCUCUUGACACAAUAUGGGAAGAAAGCUUCACAAGAAAUGAAGCAUUUUCAAACAGCAUAAAGGAUUCAUUUGAACAUCUCAUUAAUCUUCGUCAGAACCGACCUGCUGAGCUGAUUGCAAAGUUUCUGGAUGAGAAGCUUCGUGCUGGUAACAAGGGUACAUCUGAAGAGGAGUUGGAGGGUACACUUGAUAAAGUUUUGGUAUUGUUCAGAUUUAUACAAGGUAAAGAUGUGUUUGAAGCAUUUUACAAGAAGGAUCUGGCGAAGAGGUUACUGUUGGGAAAGAGUGCAUCUAUUGAUGCUGAGAAGUCGAUGAUUUCUAAGCUCAAGACAGAAUGUGGGAGCCAGUUUACAAAUAAGCUUGAAGGAAUGUUCAAGGAUAUCGAAUUAUCUAAAGAGAUAAAUGAGUCAUUCAGACAGUCGUCCCAGGCCAGGACAAAACUGCCAUCAGGGAUUGAGAUGAGCGUCCAUGUCUUGACAACAGGGUAUUGGCCAACAUAUCCACCCAUGGAUGUUCGGCUUCCUCAUGAACUGAACGUUUAUCAGGACAUUUUCAAAGAGUUCUAUUUGAGCAAGUACAGUGGGAGGCGCUUAAUGUGGCAAAAUUCAUUAGGUCACUGUGUAUUAAAAGCGGAGUUCCCAAAAGGUAAAAAGGAGUUAGCAGUGUCGCUGUUCCAGACUGUUGUCUUGAUGCUGUUUAAUGAUACCCAAAAACUUAGCUUUCAAGAUAUCAAGGAUUCCACCAGCAUUGAGGAUAAAGAGCUAAGAAGGACUUUGCAGUCACUCGCUUGCGGCAAAGUUCGUGUACUUCAAAAGUUUCCUAAAGGGAGAGACGUGGAGGAUGAGGAUGCAUUUGUAUUCAAUGAAGAAUUCAGCGCUCCCCUCUACCGCAUAAAGGUGAAUGCGAUCCAGAUGAAGGAGACAGUUGAAGAGAAUGCAAGCACCACGGAAAGAGUUUUCCAGGAUCGCCAGUAUCAGGUUGAUGCUGCAAUUGUUCGGAUAAUGAAGACUAGGAAAGUACUGAGCCACACGCUCUUGAUAACUGAGCUCUUCCAGCAGCUCAAGUUUCCAAUAAAGCCAGCGGAUUUGAAGAAAAGAAUUGAGAGCCUCAUAGACAGGGAGUACCUGGAACGGGACAAGAGCAACCCACAGAUAUACAACUACCUGGCUUAGAUUUGAUCUCUCUCACUACAAUCUCAAACAGGAAACUGCCCUUCCCUUUGGCCGUGCACCCAGAAGGCCAGUCUAAUGCUUCAUGGAUCUCUUAUCGGAGCAAUGUACAGGAAUCAUAUUUCAUAGUUUCAUAGGGACCGACACUGUAAAAUAUCUUGUCAUGUAUUCGUUUUCCCUUUGUUGUCAUGGAUUCCACCAUCAUGAAAUGCAAAAGAAAGAACUGAAUGCUUCUUCAAAUCAAAUACCAUCAACAUGCCCUAAUUAUCAAGGGCGCCAGUUUGAUUUUCCCAAUUAUCGUAAGUUAAUCAGCACACGUAUUACAGUGGACCCUUCUA